This is a messenger RNA of Brassica oleracea var. oleracea, 2187 nucleotides long. Its product is annotated as exocyst complex component EXO70A1. Bases 81 to 1997 code for a protein of 638 amino acids. Lineage: Eukaryota; Viridiplantae; Streptophyta; Magnoliopsida; Brassicales; Brassicaceae. Gene Ontology annotation, biological process: exocytosis. Gene Ontology annotation, cellular component: exocyst. The record is from RefSeq and is a predicted model, not a curated record. Gene Ontology annotation, molecular function: phosphatidylinositol-4,5-bisphosphate binding. The transcript is spliced from 12 exons.
UCGUCUCUCUUUCUUUCCUCUCUGCAACUUCGCUAAUCGACGGCUAAGAAAAGUAAUUUCAUCAGCUUCUAAGAUUCGUCAUGGCCGUCGAUAGCGGAAUGGAUCUGCUCAGCGAAAGAGCUGUGCUGAUGAGAGAGUCUCUCCAGAAGAGUCAAACCAUCACCGAUAAUGUCGUCUCCAUCCUCGGCUCCUUCGAUAGCCGUCUCUCUGCUCUCGAAUCCGCCAUGCGUCCCACUCAGAUUAGAACGCAUGCGAUAAGGAAAGCUCACGAGAAUAUCGAUAAGACUCUCAAAUCCGCUGAGGUUAUUCUCUCUCAGUUUGAUCUCCUCCGUCAGGCAGAGACUAAAGUACUCAAGGGGCCACAUGAGGACCUGGAGAGUUAUUUGGAGGCAAUAGCUCAACUCAGAAAAGUUAUUCGUUAUUUUAGCAGCAACAAAGGCUUUAAGAACAGUGAUGGAGUCCUCAACCAUGCAAAUAGCUUGCUUGCUAAAGCUCAGUCUAAGCUGGAAGAGGAGUUUAAACAAUUGCUAGUUUCUUACAGCAAAGCUGUGGAGCCUGAUCGCCUUUUUGAUGGCCUUCCUAACUCACUGAGACCAUCCGCUGACGGUGAGGGUAAUGGAAAAUCCCACGGAGGACACCACAACGAUGACUCAGAAACUGCUGCUUAUACACUUCCAGUCCUCAUUCCAUCAAGGGUGUUGCCACUUUUGCAUGAUUUGGCUCAGCAAAUGGUUCAAGCUGGUCACCAGCAAAUGCUGCUACAAAUUUAUAGAGAAACACGUACUUUUGUAUUGGAAGAGAGCUUAAGGAAAUUGGGAGUUGAAAAACUUAGCAAAGAGGAUGUUCAGAGGAUGCAGUGGGAAGUUUUGGAGGCCAAAAUUGGAAAUUGGAUCCAUUUCAUGCGCAUUGCUGUUAAAUUGCUCUUUGCCGGAGAAAGGCAAGUAUGUGACCAGAUAUUCCGAGGCUUCGAUUCUCUUAGUGAUCAGUGUUUUGCAGAAGUUACAGUGAGCAGUGUCUCAAUGCUACUUAGCUUUGGGGAUGCCAUAGCUAGGAGCAAGAGAUCUCCAGAAAAGUUGUUUGUACUCUUAGACAUGUAUGAGAUAAUGCGGGAGCUUCAUACAGAGAUUGAGACAAUUUUCAAAGGUAAAGCAUGCCUUGAAAUUAGAAACUCUGCUACGGGGUUGACAAAGCGGCUGGCGCAGACUGCUCAGGAAACAUUUGGUGACUUCGAAGAAGCUGUAGAAAAAGAUGCUACAAAGACUGCUGUUCUAGAUGGGACUGUCCACCCGCUAACAAGCUAUGUUAUCAAUUAUGUCAAGUUCUUAUUUGACUACCAAGCGACUUUGAAGCAACUUUUCUCGGAAUUUGGAAAUGGAGAUGACUCGAACUCUCAGCUUGCAUCCGUAACAAUGAGGAUAAUGCAGGCGCUUCAAAACAACCUGGAGGGAAAAUCGAAACAGUACAAAGAUCAAGCACUGACACACUUGUUCUUGAUGAACAACAUACAUUACAUGGUUAGAUCUGUGCGCAGGUCAGAAGCCAAGGAUUUGUUAGGCGAUGAUUGGGUUCAAAGGCAUAGGCGUGUCGUUCAGCAACAUGCAAACCUAUACAAAAGGACUGCUUGGACAAAGAUAUUACAAACCUCGUCGGCGCAAGGGUUGACCUCAUCCGGAGGAGGAAGUGUAGAGGGAGGAAACAGCAGCGGAGUUUCAAGAGGGUUAUUGAAAGAGAGGUUCAAGAUGUUCAAUAUGCAAUUUGAUGAGUUGCAUCAAAGACAAUCGCAAUGGACAGUUCCAGACACAGAGCUCAGAGAGUCACUAAGACUUGCUGUUGCUGAAGUAUUAUUGCCUGCUUACAGAUCAUUCCUUAAACGCUUUGGGCCUCUGGUUGAGAGUGGGAAGAAUUCUCAAAGAUACAUAAAGUAUACAGCUGAAGAUCUUGAGAGAUUGCUGGGUGAGUUGUUUGAAGGAAAGUCUAUGAAUGAACCACGACGGUAAAAAUCAAACAAACCGAAGCUAAUUGUGUAAGGUAAAUUUCUGUCAAACUACUUCUCUUCUGUCAACAAUUCGUGUUUGUUUGUUUGUAUUUUUCUUAGUGAUGAGUGUGUAAAUUACUUGGAAACGAUUUAUUUCUCUUUUGUAUAACGUUCACGUUUUGAAAUAAGCAUGGCUUACAUAUCUGUCUGUA